GCAUUUACAGGAACGAAAGCGCAGUACAGCGCAUGGCAUGCGCGAGCGCAAGUCUAAAGAACAGAAGAAGAAAAGAAGAAAAUGCCCAAUAUCCACCCUGCUCCUCGCGCGGUCUUCCUUUCCGCAGUGUUCCCCAAUUCCUCACUCCUCCUCUUGAUCACCUUUUCCGGUUUUUCCUCACUGCCCCUCUCUGGUAAAUGUCUCUCCGUCCAUGUAUCGUCCCGCAUACUGUCCAGUACCACAAAUUCUCAGCAUCAGCCCGCCCGUCUCGUCAUCUCAAUAAAACGGUGCGCUCGGAUUGAAGCCCCCGUGGCCAAGGGUGCUGAACAAGACGACGAUCAUGCCGACGAAAGCCACGAGUUCGAAGACCGUAAGUGCGAUUGUGCCUGCACUCAUCGACAUGUUGCUUGUAGCGUGGUGGAGUGUGUUUGGUGGUGAGAUAAGCGAACGGGAGCCGGAAGAAUGGCGAAGAAGAGAGCGUGGGACUUUGGUCGAGGCAAGUAGCUUAUUUGGUGUCUCGUUUGACUUGUUGUUCAGUUUCUGCUGUUUGGUUUGCAAAAACCGCCCAGGACGAGGGAGUCCAGGGGUGGAUAAAGAGACGCAGGCGAGAAAGAGGCGCAGGUGUGAGAAAGAUUGUGCGGCUGACGCUUUUAUCGACACGCCCGCUUUGGGGUUUAGCGAUGCUGGUGGCUGCAGCUACCUCGCGUGUUGUAAUCUCGGACUCCGAGGCUUCGCGGAACAACUGGAUGGAUCCCACAAUUCUGGUCGGCCUGCCGCACCCACUUGGUCUGUUGCGCUGGCUGGGAAGGUGCACGCGUCCGUUGCAGUGUACGUAGUCGGGCCUAUCUAUGCGUGUUGUUUCUGCGCAGACGGAGCACGAAACAUUACGCACUUCCGCAGACACACUUAUGUAGAUACAUUGUCAUACACAUUGUUCCUCCCAAGCCCGAGCAAUGAGGACCCUGCGCCAAUUGAUUACCCAGCACGCCCGACGUUUCGCGCAGAUUAUUCGCUGUCGCGCUCCGAAACAGACACACCAAGACCACUGUGCGCCCAGGCCGCGGUCGAUUGGCUGCCGCACCACCGUGCCUCCGCCACCAACGUGCGGCUUGUCUGCGGCAGCCUGGCCGGAUGGAGUGCGCUGCGUCUUGGGAUCGAGUUGUCAGAUGAACACUGGGUUAGCGCGUGCGGUGGCGUGUGUGUGGUUCAAAGAAGGAUGAGUGGGGCAUGGCGAGCGGGUGUCGGCACAGUGAAGUACUUUUUCGGCCGCUGCAGAAGCGCUCGAGACUCAAGUGUGACUUUUGUGGUGUGUGCGUGGUGGAAAGAAUAA
Boeremia exigua is the source of this 1330-nucleotide messenger RNA. RefSeq lists its product as uncharacterized. The transcript is spliced from 2 exons. The record is from RefSeq and is a predicted model, not a curated record. The coding region runs from base 341 to 1330 and encodes 329 amino acids. NCBI's taxonomy places the organism in Eukaryota, Fungi, Ascomycota, Dothideomycetes, Pleosporales, Didymellaceae.